GGCGGCUUUGUCUCUCGGAGCUGCUUCGCUCGCGUCCAAGGCGGCAGUUUGAGCAGGAGAGAGCGGGAAAGCAAGCGGCGAGUCAAGCAGCGGCGGCGUCGCAGGUGGAGAAAGAGGAGAUGGCGGACAAUGACCCUCAGAGCGCCAAGGAGCUCUCUCAGUUUGCAGAAAAUCUCCUACAACAGCUGCAGGAAAACUUUGAAGAUCUGACUGAUCAACUAUCUCUAAAAAUGGAUGAGAUGGGUGAACGUAUAGAUGAUUUGGAGAAGCAUGUUACUGGACUAAUGGCUCAAGCUGGAAUAGAAAAUGCUACUGAAGAUCUAACGGUGAGAUUCUGAUUUUGUAAACUCAUCACAUUACUGUUGCAGUAGCUAAAUGUCUGCUAUGACAAUAUAUUUAGCAUCACCAGUUCAAAAGGGUAAAAGAAAAUAAACUCACCCUUUAAAAAAAUCUUGUUUGCAUUAAUAGAAGCAUAAGAACACAGCUAGCUUAAGGCAGGGUAAGGAUUUCCACAAGUGAAACUUAAUACUCAAUGAAUCCAUAAAAUAAUACACAGUUUUGCACCUUCUUCCAGUGAACUCUUUCAACUUCCCACUGUAACUUAUUAAUCCUGAGAUUUCCCAGUGAUCUCUCACCCAAAAACUCAGCAGAUCCACCUUCGCUUAGCUUUUAAAGGCUCAGCCAUGGUGUAUUCAUCUGCUUAUUAAAGCAUUUGGAGAAUAAAAAUUAUAGCAAAGCAUAAAAUUUUGGAGGGAUUGCAAGAGAGCCAGGAC
Messenger RNA from Candoia aspera, 773 nucleotides. RefSeq names its product heat shock factor binding protein 1 like 1 (gene HSBP1L1). Gene Ontology annotation, biological process: cellular heat acclimation. NCBI's taxonomy places the organism in Eukaryota, Metazoa, Chordata, Lepidosauria, Squamata, Candoiidae. Gene Ontology annotation, cellular component: cytosol; nucleus. Bases 120 to 338 code for a protein of 72 amino acids. Gene Ontology annotation, molecular function: transcription corepressor activity. The transcript has 3 exons. The record is from RefSeq and is a predicted model, not a curated record.